Molecule: messenger RNA, 1005 nt
Organism: Ogataea philodendri
Lineage: Eukaryota; Fungi; Ascomycota; Pichiomycetes; Pichiales; Pichiaceae
Exons: 2
Coding region: 1-1005 (334 amino acids)
Source: RefSeq, a predicted model, not a curated record
AUGUUAUGGUGGAUCGUUUUGAUGUUGUUGAAAAGAGAAACCUCAGACGAGCCAAGUUCUCCAAGCGAAACAGGAACCAUACCGAUGGUCUUUUGGUUAAUCACCACGGGAGUCGAUCCGAGUCCCGACUCGACCAUCUCGGUGAUGGUGCUGUUCAAAAGGUCUCUCUGCAACCAAUUUGAGCACGUCCUGCUCUUCCGAAACAACAAUGCUCUCAAACAGAUGGAACCACCAUUUUCCGACGGCCUGUUCAACGGCCUUCUCCUCGUUCGCCAAGACCUCCUUCCAGGAAUUCAACUCGAGUCUUCUCCAGGAAACAAUCAGGUCAGCAAGACUCUGGCCGUGUCUCUGCAAGGAAACACCCGAAUGUGCAUACUUCUCCCAUUCGCUGACAAACGUGUAGAUCUGCUCGAUCUUGGCCAACAGCCGGUAAACCGGAGUGUCCACGCGGAAGUCGACGUACUCCUGACAAAUCCGGAAAAGUUGCUGCAAAGUAGCGUGCUCGGGCCACUGCUUCAGCAGCUCGUUCACGUGACCUUGCAGAGCCAGCACGAUCUUGCCCGAUCUGCGUGUUUCGUACGGACUGUAGUCGCGGUAGAAGUCGAUGGUCUGGCCCUGGUUCGACGAGAACUUGUUCAUCGACGUGACAAUCUGGUAGAUUGUACUCGAAAGCAGCGAUUCUGUGUUUUGUGCUCCGCUAGGGUGCUUGACCAGUUUAUCAACACUGUCAAGAACGUCUGUUCCGUCCAAAACAACUGUUUCCAGACUCUGUGCUUCUCCGAGGAAGUAGUUGCAGUAGGAGGAAGCAAUCUGGGAGUAGAUAUGAUCCCAGUUGAUGUUGGAUCCGUCACCGGUAAGUUCUAUAUCGGCAUCAGGGAAAAGCUGUUGGAAUUCCUUCUCAGCAUCCAAUGUAGGGUCGGAGAAUUGGAACACACCUUGUUGCAAAGACUCCUGCUCGUCCUGUUUAAGCCUUCUGGCAGUCCAUCUGUAGUAGACCGUCAUUAG